This is a messenger RNA of Tetranychus urticae (two-spotted spider mite), 2703 nucleotides long. RefSeq names its product growth/differentiation factor 8. Gene Ontology annotation, cellular component: extracellular region. The record is from RefSeq and is a predicted model, not a curated record. Gene Ontology annotation, molecular function: cytokine activity; growth factor activity. Lineage: Eukaryota; Metazoa; Arthropoda; Arachnida; Trombidiformes; Tetranychidae.
AACUUUUUAAAUGCGAUGCUUUUAACUUUUGCGAUCACUUAAUCGACACAACAUAAAGAUUCUCACUCUUACGGAGUUGACUGUCAACUAUAGCUAAUACAAGUUCAUCAACGAAAGUUAAACAGUUCCUAUUAGAAACAGUUAUGUUAUUUAUUUUAUUUAUUUUCAACGUUUCUUCCCAUUAGUUGCCAUUAAAAAGUGAACCCGCAAAAUGAUCAAGUGUGAUAUUCAAAGAAACAUCAUUUUUUACCUUUGAUUGGUCCAAAUUUAUUAUUAAUUUUGAACCAAAAUCUUCAAGUUUUUUUUCUCUGUAACAAAUCAAUGAAAACAAAUCUGGCCAAAGUUGAAACCAACAAUAGUGAACAAAACCACCGAUCACAACAGUCAUAAGAAUUGCUUUUUUCAUCAACAAUUUUAACAAACAAAAACAAUGACAAUUUUACAAAAAUCAAGCAAAUUUCUGUCAACAAUCUAGCAAUAAGAGUAAAUUAAUAUCUUACAAUAUAGCUUAAUGUUUAUUAUUAUAAAAUUAUUGUCAAAUUUAGAUUGAAAUACAACUAGAAGACAAGAAAAUAUAUGAAAAACAAAAUUUGAAAUCGUUUGAGAUUUCGUUUUGUUUCAUCAAAAUUAUGGUGACAACUCAACCAUUUACCGUGUUAAUUGUGUUCCUAAUAUUAACAAUUUGUUCACAUCAAUCCCUAACUGAACAUCAAAAUGGUGAAAAUCAUUCAAAAAUUUAUCCCGAUAAAAGAGACUCAUUAACAGCUUCAUCUUUAGCCCAACUUUCACCUUCAACAUCUGUAUCUUCAUCAUUGCAAUCAUUGUCACCUACACGUGGACGCAACUGUUCAAGUUGCAUGUUACUAGACGAUGCCAAACAACGUCGCAUCCGAAGCAUCAAAUGGCAGAUAUUGAAUAAACUUGGCUUUAAAAAUGAACCCAACAUUACACGCCGAGACAAUCUGGAAGUACCACCAUUAAAAGAUAUAAUAGCCUCUUCACCAAUCCCGUUAUCACCACUUUCCUCACUAUCAACUUUCUCUUCACCUUCAUCCUAUCACUCAUCAGACCCAACAAUUCAAUAUGAUACUAAAAGAUUACAUGAAAUGUAUUCAAAGGAUGAAUUAAUGUCCUCCGAUCAAGCUUACCCCAAUUCCGAGGAUUAUGAUGACGAUUCAGAAGAUUUUUACGUAAACACAGAUAAAGCAAUUAGCUUUGCAAUGAAACCUCCGGAGAAUUGGAGUUUUCUUAAGGGCAUUAAAAGCCAGUAUUUCAAGUUUUCGCCCAACGUUGUUAAUGCUCAUCUUGCCAGUGCUCAUCUUUGGGCUUUUAUUCAACCCAAACGAUCACCAGGAACCGGAUCAUCAGAUUCAUCUGGACAUUAUGACCUCUCUAGACCCAUUAAUGUAACUGUAGUUGUUUACGAGGUGCGAAAGUCUCGUGAACCAGUUUCACUUCUCAAUAUACGUUCAAAAAAAUUGGUUCUCGAUGGACGCAAAGGACGCUGGGUUACAUUAGAUAUAAGACGCUUGGUUACGGAAAGGUUUAGAAACUCUAACGGUAAUUUUGGCCUGGUUAUCCAUGCUUACGAUGAAAGAGGACGCAGUCUUCAUGUAACCAGUCCAUAUGAUGGUGAAAAUCAUUCCCAGCGGACUUUCAUUGAAUUAUCGACCACAACUAGGAAAGCCAAUAGGGUUCGUCGUGAAACUGGACUUCGAUGUGAGGAAGGCUCGAAAGAGAUCAAUUGUUGUCUGCAUCCAUUGACUGUUGAUUUUGAAGAGUUUGGUUGGGAUUGGAUUAUAGCACCUAAACGAUAUGAGGCUAACUUUUGUUCCGGUGAAUGUCCAUACAUGUUUCUCCAAGACAAUAACCAUGCUCAUCUUGUCCAACAAGCCAACCCAUCGAUGUCAACCGGGCCAUGUUGUACUCCACGAAAAAUGAGCUCCAUAUCGAUGCUCUACUAUGAUGAUAACAAUCAAAUUAUCCUUGGUACCUUAAAAGGGAUGAAAGCUGAAAGGUGUGGAUGUGCUUAGCCAAAUGACCUGACGAUUGUUCACAUUACAAGGAUAAUGAGACUUGGAUCAAUGACAAUUAAUUAGAAACCAAUUAACAAGAAAUUUAACAAAGAAAGAAGAAAUAAAUAAAAAAAUCACAAAAAACUAACAUUACAAAAAAUAUUAACAAAAAAAAACUCAUUCAUCUCAGUAUUUUGUUCAAAACAAACUGAGAAAAAAAAUCACAGCCAUAAACAACCAAUCAAUUCUAGAUAAAAUAUUGAAUAUUGAAUCACAUUAAAUAAAAUUGGACUAGAAAUGUACACAAGCCUGUGAAUGAAAUUCUGUAGCUUAGCAGCAUGUUAAUUGUCUUCUUAACCCCUUUUUCCUAUGCUUUUGUUUCCUAUCCUCGUUACUUUUGUUCACAUCUUUCCAUUAGGUGCUCAAACAGUGGUCCAUUGCCUUUUAACAGUAUCCUUAUCCAUCGUUUUUGUUUCUGUCCUUUCCUGGCUUUCCUAUUUCUUGGCCUCAAAACAAGAUUCACCAAAAUCAAUUCCGUUGAUUGGAUAUAAAAUCUCACGUCUAGUGGAACCAACUGCGCCAAGCCCAGUUUAAAUAACUAGCGUUCAAUUUUUUUUAUUUCUUUUUCCAUCUCUACCUAAUUUGAUUGCCCUCUUUCUUUCAAUUAAUAAAUCAACUUCAGAUAAAA